Malaclemys terrapin pileata is the source of this 7366-nucleotide messenger RNA. RefSeq names its product SEC14 like lipid binding 5 (gene SEC14L5). The record is from RefSeq and is a predicted model, not a curated record. NCBI's taxonomy places the organism in Eukaryota, Metazoa, Chordata, Testudines, Emydidae. Bases 91 to 2223 code for a protein of 710 amino acids. Gene Ontology annotation, cellular component: cytoplasm. The transcript has 16 exons.
CGGCUGCGGCAGCAGAAGGCCGGGCCGCUGCCUCCGCCAUGGAUCCGGUCUGGCUGUUCCGCGACGCGGUGUGAGGGUGUGCGUUUAAAAAUGGUGCAGAAGUACCAGUCCCCUGUUCGAGUCUACAAAUAUCCCUUUGAGCUCGUCAUGGCGGCUUAUGAGAAGCGCUUUCCCACGUGCCCAGAGAUCCCUGUCUUCCUGGGCAGUGAGAUCCUUCAGGAAUCCAAGAGUGAUGAUGGAGCUGUUCAUAUUGUCGAACGGAGCUGCAAGCUGAAUGUGGACGCUCCGCGGCUGCUGAAGAAGAUUGCUGGGGUAGAGUAUGUCUUUUUCAUACAGAAAAACACCGUGAACUGGAAGGAGCGAACACUCCUCAUUGAGGCUCACAACGAGACCUUUGCCAAUCGCGUUGUUGUCCUUGAGACGUGUAGCUACUCGGUUCACCCUGAGAAUGAAGAGUGGACGUGCUUUGAACAGUCUGCGUCUCUUGACAUCAAGUCGUUCUUUGGCUUUGAAAACACAGUGGAGAAAAUUGCCAUGAAGCAGUACACUGCCAACAUCAAGCGGGGCAAGGAGGUGAUCGAGCAUUACCUGAAGGAGCUGAUCUCCCAGGGCAUCACCUUCAUCCCCCGAUGGACACCUCCACCCGUGAGCAGACAAAAGGAAAAGAGGGCCCUGGCUGUGGGACACAACCUUGGUAUUGUGCCAGCAGAGUCUUGCAUGCAUGGAACUACCAAAGAGCAGCCAGGCAGCUCGUGCCCCGCUGCAGAGACGGCUAGCCCUGAUGCUGACAAACUGGACGCUGAUUACAUUGAACGGUACCUGGGCCAGCUGACUCCAAUGCAGGAAAGCUGCCUGAUCCGACUCCGUCAGUGGCUGCAGGAAAUGCACAAAGGCAAGAUCCCCAAAGAUGAGCAUAUCCUUCGAUUCCUGAGGGCUCGCGAUUUCAACAUUGACAAGGCUCGCGAGAUGCUCUGCCAGUCGCUGACCUGGCGCAAGCAGUACCAGGUGGAUUACAUCCUGCAGACCUGGCGACCCCCGUCCCUGCUGGAGGAGUACUACACCGGGGGGUGGCAUUACCAGGACAAAGAUGGCCGCCCCCUCUACAUCCUCCGCCUUGGUCAGAUGGACACAAAAGGUUUGGUGAAGGCCCUGGGAGAAGAGUCGCUCCUGCGACACGUUUUGUCAAUUAACGAGGAGGGACAAAAGAGGUGUGAGGAAAACACCAACCUGUUUGGCCGUCCCAUCACAUCCUGGACGUGUCUGGUGGAUUUGGAAGGGCUAAACAUGCGCCACCUGUGGCGGCCUGGAGUUAAGGCUCUCCUUCGGAUAAUCGAGGUUGUAGAGGACAAUUACCCUGAGACACUGGGGAGGUUACUGAUCGUGCGAGCACCACGGGUUUUCCCUGUGCUGUGGACUCUGGUUAGUCCCUUCAUCAAUGAAAACACCAGGCAGAAGUUCCUCAUCUACAGCGGCAAUAACUACCAGGGUCCUGGAGGGCUUGUAGACUAUUUGGACAAAGACGUGAUUCCAGAUUUCCUUGGAGGAGAAUGUAUGUGCAAUGUCCCUGAGGGUGGACUGGUCCCCAAGUCACUUUAUCAAACAGAUGAAGAACCGGAGAACUCUGAUCACAUCCGACUAUGGACAGAAACCAUCUACCACUCUGCAAAUGUUCUUAAAGGGGCUCCCCACGAGAUCGUUGUGGAAAUCCUGGAGGGCGAGUCUGUGAUCACAUGGGACUUUGACAUCCUGAAGGGAGAUGUGGUGUUCUGCCUCUUUCACUCCAAGAGAGCGCCCGAGACCAGUAGCAAAGAGGCCACUUCAUCAAGUGCUUUGACUGCUGGGGACAACAUGCAGCUAAUCGAUAAGAGCUGGGUUCUGGGGGUGGAUUAUAGCCGCAUGGAGUCUCCGCUGGUGUGCCGGGAAGGAGAGAGCAUCCAGGGAUCUCAUGUGACUCGUUGGCCUGGCUUUUAUGUUCUGCAGUGGAAAAUGCACAGCUCUUUGCCAUGCUCUGGCACCAGCCUCCCUCGAGUAGAUGAUGUCCUGGUCUCUUUGCAAGUUUCCAGUCACAAGUGUAAACUCAUGUACUACUUUGAGGUGCUUGCAUCCAAGGAUUUCAGGGGGUCCAUGUCAAGCCUGGAAUCCUGCAACAGUGGCUUUUCCCAGCUCAGUGCAGCCACGACAUCUUCCAACCAAUCCCAGAGCAGCUCCCUCAUUUCUAGAUAGCGUGGCGUAGGCCUCUAUUGACCUCUGAAAUGUUACGUCCGCGCUUGGAGGCCUCCCUCCAGGGCAGCUCUGUGGACCAACCCAAAGAGGCUGCAGUGUGGCUCACCGUCAAGGCUUUGGGGGCAGUCAUUCCUAAGACCACGAGUAGCAGCAGUCUGGGGAACUCUUUGGAAUCUAUUUUCAGUAAGAGACGUGUGACUUUUCAAUCUGCAAACUGGAUUCCGUUGAAAGGCCUACUUACCAGUUGUGUUUUAACAGACCUGUGUUUUAGGGUGAAUAUCACUUUGCAUGAAUCUGUGUAUUACUAAGGUUAAAGGGCUCUUUCCAAUCAGUCCUAUUUCUACAUACGAUAGAGGAGACUGAUGUGGCCUUAUUUGUAAUGACCCGUAGAACUAGAUUUAUUCACAUAUAGCAAAAUUAGUCUAGUUUUUCUGGGCGCCUGCAAUACCAAUGACACUCAAAAUACAGUGGGUGUUUCAGCAGCAGGGACUUGAAGCAAAUUGUAAAUAAAUACCUGAAGACAGGACAGUACGUUUUGACGGGGGGUGGGGAGAAAGAGGAGAAACUUCCAAGGUGACCCAAACCUGAAACCUCUCCCAAUCCGAUUGGAUGUUGCUUGGAAAUGCUUCCAAUUUUUUAGUUAAAAAAACCCAGUAUUUCCUGCAGUGCAUAGGCAGAAAGCCUACCUCCAGCAAGCAAGUCCUUUCUUAAAGACACCCACUUGUCUUUAUUUCCUCCUCAGGUUUAUGAGCAAUAAAUGAGUAUCUCUCUGACCCACCCCAUCAGACUGGGUGGGAAUCAAAUCACAUUAUAAAGGGCUAAGAAAAGCAAUAUGUUCUUUCCUUAAAGGCACAAGUUUUAUGGCAACAUUAUAGGAGCUGCUCCUUUAAAAACGGGCUAACUUGGAGAGAACUCUUUUUUUUUUUCUAAAGUAUGUGUGCAUGUGUAUUUAAACACUUAAUGAAACAUAUUUAUUCAAAUUGUAUCAUAGCUUAUUUUAAAUUAUUGCUUAAUUUAUUUAUAAUUUCAGUGAUAACUAUUUAUUGAACCAGAUCACCUUUUUUUAACCGGCUGCACUUUUUUGUUUUAAAAGGGAACGGCAGAUCUUCUUGAAUCCCACAGACCUUUAGAUUUCAUUUCUAGUCUCUGUGGCAGCUGGACGUCUUAGCGUUCAGGGCUGUAGCACUCAGGGCAGUGUGCCAUCUCUUCUCCCAAAGCUCAUGGGAGUGGCACCACUGACUUCAAUGUUACUCGCGUGAGUAAGGUUUUGCAAGAGCAGGGACCGAGUUUGUGGAUGUUAUUGGCAGGGAGGGAGCAUUAAGAGCUGUUGAAGAUAUGUUCUUGUACAAUCUCUGCUGAUUACGUCAGUGACAGACGUAUUGCAAAAGGAGUAAGAACUAGGAAGGUAGAAAAACAGGUGGUCGAUACCGAGCUGCUUCUGGGCAGUAUUUGUAACUAACAGACACGCAAGAAGUAUUCCUCAAUAAGAGUUUAUCUUCUCUGCCCCACCCAUCCUUAACCGUCUCACUACCUUCAUUUGCUUGUUUCUAAGCACAGGGCAUUGCCAGAAUGGGGGGAAAAACUGAUAACUGGAGCAAUGUACAUAAGGAAGUUAGUGUAUAAAUACGUAGGCUGGAUUUUCAAAGGAACCUAGGGAGUUAGGCAUCUAGUUCACAUUGACUUUUAGUGGCAGUUCCAGAAGAUAACAAAUUGAGGCCCCCUUGAACAUCCUAGCUGUCACUCAUAGCAUGGAAAAGGAAAGCUCCAGUGACCGUGCGAACACCUGCCUGGUAAAACCCUUACUAAAUAAGAACGAACAUCAGGGACUCUUCCAAGCAUUUGCCAGUGCUUAGUUAUCUCCAUCAAGUGAACGAGGGUUUUGCCUUUCUCAGGUAGGGGCUGCCAUUUUAAUGAUACCUCUCAAGCAAGUCCCAGUUUAAUGCGAAGGGAGAAUGGAAAAUGGGCUUCACCAUGAGAGAGCCCUGGAAAUCAAAGUUGGUGAGAGCGAGUGUAUGUGUACCCACAUACACAAAGUUGCUUUAACCACAACUGACUCGCUUUCUAAAAACAGUUACUCAAUUUACUGUAUAACUUUUAAACGGUUUUGAUUUCCAGCCCUUUCCAACAGCAAAGCCCAAGUCCUAUUCUGUGCCAUAUUUCAAGAUGGCUGCUUGUUUCUUGGUUUGACAGUUACGUUUUUUCAUAUUUACUCUGUCCCUGUAAGAAUAGUUCUCUUUCAGCCAGUAAAAAGUACUGAAGGUGGAAUUCUCAGCUUAGAAUUUAUUGCGUGCCUGCACAUUCUGAACUGAGAUGAGGAACAAGAGCCUUAAGUGGAAGGGGUAAAGGCCAGGGGAUGGCUCACUCCUGCUGUCUUUCUAGGGCUUCUUACAAUGGCCAGUGUUCUUUCACAUGAUCCUGAAACAUCAAUCUCCUGUGCACCGAGUACCAUGUGUGAGGUUGCACUGUAAUUCCAGACAUGUAAAAAAAAAAAAAAAAACAAAUAGGACAAAGUAAAACUCCUCUGAAACUUGACUCUUUUUUUCUAAGCUACAUUAGCUCAUAAGGCCUAAUGCUCACUUCUUCAGAGCAUGCUCUAGUGCCUGGAGUACAAGGUGAUUGGUGUCCCGGGUUCCAUUCACAGCUCCCCAUUGAUUCCUUGUGAUCCAGAGCAAAUUCUUUAGGCUAGAACAGGGACACUCAGACUGAGCUCCCGAGCCGCAAGUGGCUCUUUAACAUGUCUCCUGUGGCUCUUUGCAGCACAUGAUAUUAAAAUACCAUGUGAUUUAAUUAUGAACCAAUCAGGAUGCUUUUACUAUGUUGUUAACCAAUUGUAGUUGAUAAAAUAAUAGUACUUGGGUCAGUCAUUUUGUGUGUGUGUGUGGGGGGUGUAUAUAAUACAUUAAAAUUUCCCCUGCCUAGGGUGACCAGAUGUCCCGAUUUUAUAGGGACAGUCCCGAUUUUUGGGUCUUUUUCUUAUAUAGGCUCCUAUUACCCCUCCCCACCCCCGUCCCGAUUUUUCACAUUUGCUGUCUGGUCACCCUACCCCUGCCAGACUGUUUAAAGAGGAAUAUAUAGCACUACAGUAAAUGAAACAAUGAAUUCACACUCUGGCGGCUCUCUUGGGUAAUGUUAAUAAUUAAUUUGGCUCCUGGAUCACGGGGCUAGGACUUUCAAAAGUCUGAUAAUAGACCCAUGUAAUUUUUAGAAGUGCUGAGCACUUGUCACUUCAGCUGAAGUUAAUGGAGCUCUGGCUGUGCCACACUUCUGGAAAAUCAGGCCCAGCUGUCUAAUUGGGCACCCAGAAUGAAAUCACUUCUGUAAAUUUGGGCUUUAAUCUCUUUGUUUCAGUUACUCCAUCUGUAAAAUGCACAUAAUACCUACCUCACAGGUUCAUUGCAAGGUUGACAUUUGUAAAGGCUUCUGAGAUCUUGAGAGGAAAGGCAAAGUGUUACAUGACCAUCUCUAUAGUUUAAAAAUCACAUGGCCAUAUUUACAUCUUGACUCGUGUGUGUCUGCAAAUAUACACAGUCUGGUACAUAGCAAAUUGGGGUAUAAAACAGAUGUAGAAAAGGUGAUUUGCAUUGAACUCUGGAUGCCAGACUACAUUUCUAGUGUCAUGCAGGGGCAAAAGCCAGAAUGUUCCAGUUGAGUUCAAGGCUUGUGGUUAAAGAUUUAAAUGGUGUUUAUUUUAAAGGAGCUUUUUUUUUAUUGUCCUGCAUGGACCACAACCUUAGUUUUGCAGAAGGGCUGAGAGAGACUUGAGUCCAAGUGGUCUUGAUCUGACUGAAGCAGCAUUGCUAGAUUUUUUUUUUUUUUUUUCUUCCCAGCAGCCCGUCCACUGAGAGAACCAAAAUGAGUUUUCUGGAGCAUAAAAAUCAUACUAAUAAAGCACUACUGUAUUUUUUCUCUGUUAGGGAUAGACUGUAAAUUCCUUUUGAUAUGGAUCCUUUCUCUAUAUUGUUUUCCUAUUGUGGAAAAUGUGUGGAAACAAUCUUCAGUUGGAUGACUUAUCUAGUGAAGUGCUGAGCUAUGGUGAUGAUUCAGUGUUAGAGGAUUAGGAUACUAUUUCAGACAUUGUUUGAAUAGUCUUUGUUUUGCAUUUACAAUCCCAGAGCCCAGGGUUGGACUUCAGUAGCACGUUGCUCCUUAAAAGGUGGCAGUUGCACUCCCCUUGCCUACAGUCUUGCAAACAAGUAAGGCUCUGAUGCCCUACUCCAAAGGUCAUUUUAAAAACUAGUGGGUGGGAAAAGGGUCAGAAUCUGCAGGUCCUACCUACUGAACUUGGGUGCUAAGCUGUCAUGCGUUUAACAUAUCUGCCAAGGCCAGUUGUAUCAGCAAAGCCAGUGACCUUCUUUUGAAAUGCAUUUCACUUCCUCACCCUCCUCAUGCUAAUGGUCGUGCAAUUCUACUGUGAUGAGACUCUUCUUUACAGGUUAAGGCUGAAAGCCUAUUUGAAGGGCAUUUGUCAGUGCCUCCUGCCUGGUGUUGGUUUUCUAUGCUCCCAGCACCGACUUGAGAAAAUUCCUCUAACUAGCCAUAAAGGAUGUUCAUUGUCAGCAUUGACCAGGAAUCAAUUUUAAUGGCACUGUAACACUUCCACGCUAUCUCUGUAUAAAGACUAAAUAAAUGGGCAUUAUUUUUUUUAGGGAAAUGUACUAUUUUCCUCACUCAACCUGCUCCUGUCGUAACUUUUAUACAAGGGUCUUGAUUCUUGUCAGCAAAAAAAAAAAAAAAAAAAAAAUCUUGUUCUGAGAAUUCAGAGCAUGCUACUGGAAUAAACAGGGUGCUUUGUGACAUGUUACUGAGCAACAAAUGUGAAGCUACAGAUGCUGUACUUAUGGCAGUUGGAAGUUGAAGUUACCAGCUGUAAUUUUCUGCUCUCCAUAUUUCUGUAACUUAAAAAUAAAACGAAUAAACCAAUAAAUUGUUUUUUUAGAUGACUAAAUAUUGGAGUUGUGGUAUCUGUCAGGUAGUCUAAGGAAUUUAUAUAUAGUGUAUCUAUUGCUGCGGUUAUCUAAAUGCACCAAGGAGUAAAGAUGAAUCUUACCUCAUUUCACAAACCUGUCUCAUGGGCUGUGGUAACAGUUCAGUUAAAAUUAAUAUUUUUUUCUGUAGUGGCAGAGGAUGAUACAAGAUCCCACAG